AAACUGCGUAAAUGAAGCUCGACAAACAACAACAGCAUCCUUGUGUAAGUGUCCGAGCAGUGCAGACUUAAAGUGUUCGUGUGUGUUUGAGCUGCAGACAUGUCUGUUCUGCGGAGCAUCUGUGCUUCAGCCAGAAGACACGUCGUCUCUCCGGGUCUAACGCUGGACCGAGUCUUCACAGGGUCUUCACGAGCAGCUAGCGGAGCGGCGAAGGACAAGCAGCCGCUGAAGAAAGCUAAAACCCCGCAGGGUCGGUUUGACAACCCCGAGGAGAAGAGCAGAGAUGUUCUUGAAAAGUUCCCUGAUGACGUGAACCCUGUAACCAAGGAGAAGGGGGGCCCUCGUGGACCGGAACCCACCCGCUAUGGAGACUGGGAGAGAAAGGGCCGCUGUGUCGACUUCUAGCUCAUUACACGUAAAUCUGUUUUGUCACACCUGCAUUCUGUAGAGGAAGAUGGGUGUUUCUGACUGUGAAUGUAUCAAUAUAAACAUACAUGUUGGACAAAGAAACUAGUUUUACUUGUACAUGUCCUGGCUGUUAAUAUUUUGCAUUUUGCUAAACAAAAGCAAACAGAAUAUCAUCAAAAAUCUGAUGUGAGGUAACUUGAUGCCCAAAUGGUUAGGGCACACACCACAUGGGCUUAAAUGCCCUGAGCAAGGAGUCCACAGUUUGACUCCUGGCUGGCUGGACCAUUCCUCUUACUCUCUCCCUGCAUUUCCUGUCUGUCUCCAUUGUCACAAAAAAAUAACUUAAAAAAUCUGAUGUGUGAAGCUCUAAGAUAUGUUUUGCACAUUAAUGUUGUUGUGAAAGAUCAAUAAAAAGAAAAGUGAUUCAA
Molecule: messenger RNA, 836 nt
Organism: Seriola aureovittata
Lineage: Eukaryota; Metazoa; Chordata; Actinopteri; Carangiformes; Carangidae
Gene: sdhaf4
Product: succinate dehydrogenase complex assembly factor 4
Exons: 3
Coding region: 100-405 (101 amino acids)
Biological process (GO): mitochondrial respiratory chain complex II assembly
Cellular component (GO): mitochondrion
Source: RefSeq, a predicted model, not a curated record